CCCUUCCAUGAAGUUAAGAAACCAUUUCCUCUCCCCAAAUGUGCUCCAUUACCACCGCCAUCCAUCUGCCUUUCGCAUCCGGAAACCCCCAUUUCUCCUUGAUCAAAUCAAACACCACCAGAAGCUAAAGCUCUUUUACCUCCAUGCCAAAUCAUCAUCGUUGCCACUGCUAGCAGGAGGAGGCUGAGGCCAACAAUAACACGUACUCAUCCAUCUCGUCAUCAUCAUCUCGCCACAUCACCGGCCACACCAACGUUCAUUGUCGUUACCAAAGAAGGAUCACAUAACGAGCGCUGGUUUCCUUCGUAUCUUCCACUCUCUCGUGAGAACAGUAGCCUCGGCGACAAAGGUACCGGGUUAUCAAACGACUAAUAAACCAAGAAACAACGACCCUCAUGACACAAAUCUAAGGUCUAGGC
This is a messenger RNA of Linum tenue, 419 nucleotides long. NCBI's taxonomy places the organism in Eukaryota, Viridiplantae, Streptophyta, Magnoliopsida, Malpighiales, Linaceae. The record is from the annotation of a GenBank genome assembly.